CCUUGGCACCAGCUCCGCUGAAAUGUGAUGCCAUUGGUUUUCAGUAAAGGUUCCUUUCUGCAGGGCUGCAAACACAGAUCAGCUGCUACUGUGUAUACACAACCGGGGAGCAGAUCAACCCGCACAGUUAAAAGCAGCCUUUUUAACCCUGAGACUUUCCAAGAUCUCUUCUUCACGCAGGAAGUUUCCUUCUCUGUUGUCAGAUUUAGCACCGUGCUCUUGUCAUCAGAUCCGAGCUAGGCUCCCUGCCGCACAGUAGAGAGGCUUCCUUAAGACAUUUGUCCUUGAAACUGCACCAAACUCUUGGAAGAACCCAGAACGUAGCUGACAAUUUACUGGCUCAUCAAUGAAACAAUAUUAAAUUAUGAAGAUGUAAGGAAAAAAUCCUACGCUAACAUUGUUGCAGUUUGAAAGGCUUCUCUGCAGAAUGUCAAGCAAAGAUCGACACAUUGACUCCAGCUGCUCGUCCUUCAUCAAGACGGAACCCUCCAGCCCGGCCUCCCUGACGGACAGCGUCAACCACCACAGCCCAGGUGGCUCUUCAGACGCCAGCGGGAGCUACAGUUCAACCAUGAAUGGCCAUCAGAACGGACUUGACUCGCCACCUCUCUACCCGUCUGCUCCUAUCCUCGGAGGGAGUGGGCCUGUCAGGAAACUGUAUGAUGACUGCUCCAGCACCAUUGUUGAAGAUCCCCAGACCAAGUGUGAAUACAUGCUCAACUCGAUGCCCAAGAGACUGUGUUUAGUGUGUGGCGACAUCGCAUCCGGGUACCACUAUGGGGUAGCGUCGUGCGAAGCCUGCAAGGCGUUCUUCAAGAGGACGAUUCAAGGUAAUAUAGAAUACAGCUGCCCUGCCACGAAUGAAUGUGAAAUCACCAAGCGCAGACGUAAAUCCUGCCAGGCUUGCCGCUUCAUGAAGUGUUUGAAAGUGGGCAUGCUGAAAGAAGGGGUGCGUCUUGACAGAGUACGUGGAGGUCGGCAGAAGUACAAGCGCAGAAUAGAUGCGGAGAACAGCCCCUACCUGAACCCUCAGCUGGUUCAGCCAGCCAAAAAGCCAUUGCUCUCGUCUGAUCCUGCAGAUAACAAGAUUGUCUCACAUUUGUUGGUGGCUGAACCAGAGAAGAUCUAUGCCAUGCCUGACCCUACUGUCCCUGACAGUGACAUCAAAGCUCUCACCACCCUGUGCGACUUGGCCGACCGGGAAUUGGUGGUUAUCAUUGGAUGGGCGAAGCACAUUCCAGGCUUCUCCACGCUGUCCCUGGCGGACCAGAUGAGCCUUCUGCAGAGUGCUUGGAUGGAAAUUUUGAUCCUUGGUGUCGUAUACCGAUCUCUUUCAUUUGAGGAUGAACUUGUCUAUGCAGAUGAUUAUAUAAUGGAUGAAGACCAGUCCAAGUUAGCAGGCCUUCUUGACCUAAAUAAUGCUAUCCUGCAGCUGGUAAAGAAAUACAAGAGCAUGAAGCUGGAGAAAGAAGAAUUUGUCACCCUCAAAGCCAUAGCUCUUGCUAAUUCAGACUCCAUGCACAUAGAGGAUGGGGAGGCCGUCCAGAAACUUCAGGACGUCUUACACGAGGCGCUGCAGGAUUACGAGGCCGGCCAGCACAUGGAAGACCCGCGCCGGGCCGGCAAGAUGCUGAUGACGCUGCCGCUGCUGAGGCAGACCUCCACCAAGGCCGUGCAGCACUUCUACAACAUCAAACUGGAAGGCAAAGUCCCCAUGCACAAACUUUUUUUGGAAAUGCUAGAGGCCAAGGUCUGACUAAAAGCUCCCUGGGCCUUCCUGUCCUGCACGCCGAAAAAGGGAAAAUCAACCCCAGAGUGAUGUCGAAGAAACAUAGAGUUUAGUUACCAACAUCAAAAAUCAACGGACUGCGCUGAUCAUUUAGCAGCAAGACUGUGAAGCAGCUUUCAGAUUCCUCCACAUCUUCCUGAUGAGUUUCUCUGGCCCUUUUCUCACCUGCCUU
Molecule: messenger RNA, 1961 nt
Organism: Lontra canadensis (Northern American river otter)
Lineage: Eukaryota; Metazoa; Chordata; Mammalia; Carnivora; Mustelidae
Gene: ESRRG
Product: estrogen related receptor gamma
Exons: 8
Coding region: 428-1756 (442 amino acids)
Biological process (GO): retinoic acid receptor signaling pathway; regulation of DNA-templated transcription
Cellular component (GO): nucleus
Molecular function (GO): nuclear receptor activity; zinc ion binding; nuclear steroid receptor activity
Source: RefSeq, a predicted model, not a curated record